Molecule: messenger RNA, 3577 nt
Organism: Phascolarctos cinereus (koala)
Lineage: Eukaryota; Metazoa; Chordata; Mammalia; Diprotodontia; Phascolarctidae
Gene: TLCD5
Product: TLC domain containing 5
Cellular component (GO): membrane
Source: RefSeq, a predicted model, not a curated record
CUCCCCGCCACCAGGUGCCCCCAGACCCCCAACUCCUCCUCGCUCGCCCGCCUCGCUGUUUCCUGUUGCUUGAAUCCGGGCCUCAGUGCUCGGGCUCCGAGGCGCCCGCGGCAGCGACAGCAGCAGCAGCAGCAGCAUCCAGAGCAUCCAUAGCGGCUGAAGCAGCGGCGUCCUUGCUGCCCUUCCGCGCCCGGCCCGGCCUGGCCCCGCUUGGCUCUCACCUGCAGAUGGGGAAAACAGAUGCCGAGAGGUUAAGUGAUUUGCCUUUUGUCACCCAGACAAAUAAGUAUCUAAGACAUGAUUCGGACUCAGGUUCUCCUGACUUUAAAUCCAGCGCCCUAUCCCUUCACCACCUAACAGCCUCACCCCAGUCCUAGCACUCUGCACCUCCAUCCUUGAAUUCUGCACCUUACUCCCGACAUCCUGCUCUUCUUCCUGCCCAACGCUUCCUUGGGGUGCUGUUUGUUGGCCUAAAUUCCAGCCCUCAGGAGGGAUGGCAGCUGCUUUGUGUCUGCAGGUUCUGUGCAGCCUGUGUGGUUGGCUAUCACUCUACCUCUCCUUCUGCCGCUUGAAUAAGCAUCGGAGCUAUGAAUGGAGCUGCAGACUGGUUACCUUUACACAUGGAGUCCUUUCCAUAGGCCUCUCUGCUUAUAUUGGAUUUAUUGAUGGUCCCUGGCCUUUUACUCACCCAGGAUUACCCAAUACUCCUCUUCAAGUACAUGUUCUGUGUCUCACCCUUGGCUAUUUCAUCUUUGAUCUUGGCUGGUGUGUCUACUUCCAGACAGAGGGAGCUCUGAUGUUGGCUCACCACACACUGAGUAUCUUGGGCAUCAUCAUGGCCCUUGUUCUUGGGGAGUCAGGCACCGAGGUCAAUGCUGUUCUCUUUGGCAGUGAGAUCACUAACCCAUUGCUACAGAUUCGAUGGUUCCUCCGGGAGACAGGCCACUACCACAGUUUCACAGGGGAUGUGGUAGAUCUUCUCUUUGUGGCUUUAUUCACAGGAGUGAGGAUUGGCGUUGGUGCGUGGCUUCUUUUCUGUGAAAUGGCCUCACCUAAGCCCAAGUGGUUUGUGAAGGCAGGUGGAGUGGCCAUGUAUGCUGUGUCCUGGUGUUUCAUGUUCAGCAUUUGGCGCUUUGCCUGGAAGAAGAGUGUCAAGAAAUACCAUGCCUGGCAUAGCGGGCGAGGCGAGGACCGACAACUGAAAAAGAAUGGACAUCUCAAAGUGCGUUAAUCAGGGCUUGUAACUUGCUAUGAAUGGGGAUUGGCAUCUCACCCUCUUAAAAGGGUAGGCUUGGGAAUCAUGUUGAGGGUCUGUGUCUUGUGGAAUGGGAUGCUCAUAGCAAACUUAGGAGAGUUUUUUUUUAAAGGGCUUAAUUCGUUCAGGGAGUAUUCAGUUCUAGAGCACAAACAUAAAUAUCAGUAUUGAGUACUAACUUUUGCACUGGCACACUUGAAACAACUGAGACUACACUGAAGGAAAUCUGAGGGCUUGAGUCAAGUCAGAACUGUGUGGAAAGCUCUGCUGGGAUCCCAUGUCUUUGGGCAGCUUGGAAGGGCCAUUGAAGUGAAUUGUUUUGUCCUUGUUACCAUGAGAAGAGUGACUCAAAUCUAUUUAUUACCUAAUGUAAUUAUAUUUCUCACCUGGUCUAUGCCAUCACUGUUAGAGGGAAUUUGGUGGAAGCAUCAUUGGCAUUUUCAGUAAUGGAUUAUUCAAACUUAUUCUCUGCCUUAACAGUAGAUAAUCCUAGAAGAUCAGAGGGGUGUAGGGGAAGGAGCACAUAGACUUGCAGUCUCAGCUAGACCAAUCCUACAACUAGCGGGCUUCAGACUCUUCUAGGCAGGCUGCAGUGCAGAGAAAUUUAUAGGGUCCUGUUGUACAGGUUCUGUUAUACCAAGAAAACUGUAUUCCACUUCUCAGGGGCUUUUAGUACAUUAAUCUCUUGCGCUUGAGAGGCUGUGGCUGGAUUCCAUGGGGAUUUACUAUGUGGAUUCCGCUGGGCUAGAGAUGGCAGUUCAGGUUUCAGCUCAGCUGUAAGCAUUGUAAACGACAACCAAAGAAGAGUAAAUUGUUGUGCUGGCCCCAGGGCAGUGAGGCUGCAUUUUUCUUCUCUCUCAUCUAUUACUUUCUGUCUCCUCAUAAUACCUUUACUCCUCUAGUUCUUAAAAAACAUGCCACUAGAAGUGAGUAUUCGUAUCAUAUAGCCAAUCCUAAAAGAACAGAAGCACUCAUAUGAAUCAAGCCUGACCCCUGCCCACAAACACUGCCAGUAACGUGGCUGAUGAUAUAGAUGUUUUAUCACUGUGGUCUACUGGGAAAAGCACUGGAUCUUCAUAUAGAAGACCCAGAUUCAAAUUCUAGCUCUGUCAUGUACUAGCUGUGUGACUUUGGACAAGUCACUUAAGCUCUCUAGGGUUCAGGUUCCUUAUCUACAAAGUGAGGGAGGGGGUUAAAUUAGAUGAUUUCUUGAGACUGAUUCCAGCUCUACAUCCUACAAGAUAAGUUAAGAUCUUGCUGCAGUUUGCCCCUCUGUAAGGAUGGUAACUUCUAUCUCACAGAGGGUAUUGUGAGCUAUUUUGGAAGUCUGUAAUGAAAAAUAUUUACAGAAGGCAGAAGUGUCAUCUAUUUAUUUAUUUGGAUAUAUCACUGGUUGUUUAUAGUGCUAUUGAAACUUAGGUCAAAGGCAAUCCCCAUAUAGAUUAAAGAAAUUCACUCUGUCCCACAUCCAGAGACUACCCUGACUUCAUCCAGUUGGUAUGAAAAAGGAUGCCUUUGGCCACAGGAGGAAUCAGGCAUAGGAAUCAUCACAUCUUGGAAAAACAACACAAUUCAUCUUUCCUAUUAUUGGCAGGUCAAUAGCAUUGUCCUUAUAUGAGAAGCACAGGACAUUACUCUUAUUUGGUUCGAGAAGCAUUUCUUGCUGGGCAUUGAAAUAAUCUCCUAACACCCAUUAUCUCCAUCUGCUUGUAUUACCAUGUCCAUGGAAAGCUAGUAAGUUACACUUCAACAACAUCUGGGUAUCUAAGGAAUGCUGAUUUCAGCAAAAGCUUAUGGUGAGGAGUGUGGCUUGGCACAUGGACUCCAAAGAAAACUGGCCUUUGGACUUUGGCACAGUGAAAUCUCUGUACUAGCCAAGUGAAUGCUCCUGAUAUUACAGCACAUUCCUUUCCCCUUCGCCUUAACAAGUGGACGGGGGGAAUCUUGCUAUUUGUGGGUAAUCUCUUGAGAAAGAAGCUCUUACUAGUUUGUGGAAUGGUGAGUUAACUCCUAGGCAGCUGGCGGUAAGGGAAGGGAUUCCUCAUAGCAACUCUCCUGUGUGUUGUGGUUGGUACUUAUGUAGCAAGCUCCCCAAGAGAAAACGUGAAAUGAAGAUGACUCAGCCGCUGAAGGAAUAAGCUUGAAUCUUCCAUCACAGGUACAGAAAGGGCUAACUUACCUGUGGUACUGUGGAAUGAAAAUGAAGUACUAAUUUACAUUUGGAUUACUAUGUAAUAAUAUUUUACCCAUGAAGGAUUUAUAUAUAAUAUAUAUUGUUUGUACUAAAUUUUAUAAAAUAAACAACUUUGUAUUAAUAUUAAA